Trametes versicolor FP-101664 SS1 is the source of this 1089-nucleotide messenger RNA. Its product is annotated as GroES-like protein. The coding region runs from base 1 to 1089 and encodes 362 amino acids. Lineage: Eukaryota; Fungi; Basidiomycota; Agaricomycetes; Polyporales; Polyporaceae. Gene Ontology annotation, molecular function: alcohol dehydrogenase (NADP+) activity; zinc ion binding. The record is from RefSeq and is a predicted model, not a curated record. Gene Ontology annotation, biological process: alcohol metabolic process. The transcript is spliced from 4 exons.
AUGUCUUCUACAAACGAGAUCGAAUUCAAGGGCUACGCCAUGACAGACCCCUCGGCGUGGUCCGACCUCGAGCUCGUCUCCUUCGAGCCGAAGACAUUCGGGCCCGAGGACGUCGAGCUCGCUAUCACGCACUGUGGCGUGUGCGGCUCGGACGUACACGUCCUGAGGCAGAGCUGGGGCGCCGCGCGCGACGGACACACCAUCGCCGGGCAUGAGAUUAUCGGGAAGGUGACGCGCGUCGGCGCGCUGGUCAAGGGCCUGCGCCCGGGCGACCGUGUCGGCGUUGGCGGUGGGGUCUCGAGCUGCGGCGAGUGCCGUCCGUGCAAGGAGGGUUUCGAGAACUACUGUCAACAAAUUGUGCUCGCCUUGAACGCCAACCACGUUGACGGCAUUCCUAGUCAGGGCGGAUUCUCCACAGGCAUCCGGGCGCACGAACGCUUCGUGUUCCCUAUCCCGGAGAAAAUCGAGUCCCGCCAUGCUGCGUCUAUGAUGUGCGGUGGGCUCACCGUCUUCCACCCGCUCCGUAUGAACGGGUGCGGUCCUGGAAAGAAGGUGGGGGUCAUCGGCGUGGGAGGCGUCGGACACUACGCCAUCCUCUUCGCGAAGGCCCUGGGAGCGGAGGUGUAUGCCUUCACUCGGGGCACCGCGAAGGCCGACGAUGCGAAGCGUAUGGGUGCCGACUAUGUGAUUGAUACCAACGUCGAGGCGUUCUGGAAAGCGCACGAGUUCACCCUGGACAUCAUCAUCUCCACCGUCGAUCACUUCGGUCCUGGGACGUCGCUGCCCAGCAUCCUCUCCAUGCUGUACGUGCAGGGGCGGUAUAUCACUGUCGGUCUUCCGCCGAUCGACGACCCGCUUCCUUCCAUCCACCCCGCCAUCCUGGCGAGGAACGCGGCAUCUAUUGGGAGCUCGCUCUUGGGCACCAAAGCGGAUGCUAUCGCGAUGUUGGAACUCGCGGCCGAGAAAAACAUCGUUCCGUGGAUCGAGGAGCUCCCGAUGAGCCAGGUCAAGGUUGCGCUGGAAGGCAUAAAGAGUGGCCUACCGCGGUAUCGUUACGUGCUCACACAGGACAUCGCACGGGUAGCAUAG